This is a messenger RNA of Rosa chinensis, 891 nucleotides long. Its product is annotated as L10-interacting MYB domain-containing protein-like. The coding region runs from base 1 to 891 and encodes 296 amino acids. The transcript is spliced from 2 exons. The record is from RefSeq and is a predicted model, not a curated record. Lineage: Eukaryota; Viridiplantae; Streptophyta; Magnoliopsida; Rosales; Rosaceae.
AUGGGAAAGAAGAAAUCUACCGUUACUGAAACUGAGGGAAGUGGAAAAAUAAAGGCCACAUGGCCUGAUGAAAUAGUAGCAACAUUUUGUGAUAUAGCUGUUAAGGAAGUGGCAAAGGGAAACAGACCAGGUACUCAUUUUGAUAAAAAGGGAUGGUCUAAUGUUGUUGAAGCCUUUAAAAAGUUAACCGGAAGGGACUAUGAUAAAAGCCAAUUGAAAAACAAGUGGGAUUCGCUUAAAAAUGAUUGGAAAUUGUGGUGUUCUCUAAUGCAUAAGGAAACUGGUAUUGGAUGGGAUCCUGAAAAUCCAGAGUAUCGCAAAUUUCGCGAUGUGGGAAUUAGUCCUGACAUGAUGGACAUUUAUGAUAAUAUGUUCAAGGGUACCUCAGCUCUAGGCCAUUGUGUCAUGAUUCCUUCAGCUAGUAUAGAUGUUGAAGAGGUUGUGGAGGAUUCUGAGUUAAAUGUUAUUUCUGUCGAUGAUGAGGAGGAUCCUGAGCUAGGUAAUGAAGAAAGGGGGAAAAAGAGAACAAAUGAGGACAGACCAGCAAAAGGUAAUAAGGACAAAGGAGUUGUGAGAGGGCCAAAGGGGAAGAAAGGAAAGGUGGGAGGUGCAGUGAAAUUGUAUAAACAAAUUGAUAGUCUUGUUGAGGUAGUUGAGAGUAGGAGUACAGCGACAUCAGUUCAUACAAGUUCACAAGGAACUAGUAUUCAGGAGGUGAUGCAAGUUGUUGCAAGUUUACCAGGAGCAGAAACUGGUACCAAGCUGUGGUGGUUUGCAACGGAGUUGUUUUGCUCUCAAGAGAAGCGAGAGAUGUUUUCAGUUAUGACAGAUCCUGAUCUUAAGCUGCAGUUUCUGAUUCUUAAUCAGAAAAAGGUUGAUUCCACUUUGUAA